CAUACACAGGCCGUAUAUGCAUCGUUAAGGAUUUGCUUACAAAUGAUGCAUUAUUAACGAGCUCUCCUUAGAGUCAUGGGUAAACCGUUGUCUUUGUAAAGCGUCUCCAACCCUUAAACAAUGUGCACUGACAUUGGGGCAGAGUCACUACAAGCCGAGCCGACACGUGUCUGAGGAUACUGAUGCGGUUCAAAGAAGAUAACACUCCCCAGAGAUGUCAGCCAUUACGUUGCUGGGGAUCCUGUUGCUUGGUGCAUCCCGAACAGCUAUAACACUGGAUACAGAUUGUCCGGUACGGAACUGCCUCAGAUGUCGAGAGGGAACAUGCACUGUUUGCGAACCCGGCCUCUACGGGAGGGAUUGUUCUCAGUCCUGUCCUACUAACUGUGAGGAACGGCUGGUGUGUGCGCACGGCUACUGCAACGGAGGGUGUCGAGACGGCUGGCAUGGGUCCAGGUGUAACACCCGGUGCCCAGACGGUUGUCCUGUAUGUGACAAGAACACCGCCCGGUGUACCCGAACUGACGCACCGCCCCUACACAAUGAGUGUCCAGCCAACUGUUAUUGUGUGCAGGCGUCUUGCAUCCGAUGCCGGACAGGCUUCGCAGGGCAUAACUGUAAACUUCAAGACUCUCACAAAGCAGACAAACCAACCAGCAGCUAUGGCGUGCUGACAGCGAUUUUCACUGGGGUAGGUUUGCUGCUAGGCGUGACCUUGCUGACACUCUGUGUUACAUGCUACAUCUGCCGGGCGCAGAAGAGAUGGAGACAACCAACCGUCGGCGUGACGCACGAAGAGCGAGACGCUCCUCCAGCAUAUACUUCUUCCACGAUAGAAGAGUCUGUGGAAUUACGAGAAAGAGGCGAUAACGCUCAAAACAGAAGAGUACUUCUGCCAGAUUAUCGCGCGACAGCUCUUCCUCCAUCGUAUGACUCCAUUUUCUGUGAGAUAUCACGUGACAGAGAAGAGUCACGUGGUGCAUGUAAGCCACCCUCGUAUGAAACAAUACAGCACGUGUGACCGACUUUACAUGGUCUGUAAAACUACAUGUAUGUGAAUAGUAACAAAACAUUCAAACAAUACAUGUAUGUGGCAAGGAACUGGACGUCCAAACAAUACAGAAUCAAUAUAUCUUU
Haliotis rufescens (red abalone) is the source of this 1137-nucleotide messenger RNA. Its product is annotated as tenascin-like. Lineage: Eukaryota; Metazoa; Mollusca; Gastropoda; Lepetellida; Haliotidae. The record is from RefSeq and is a predicted model, not a curated record. The transcript is spliced from 5 exons. Bases 215 to 1021 code for a protein of 268 amino acids.